AUGAGCGGGCAGCCACAAGACUCUGUACCUCGCGUCAGAAUUGAAGAGGAGCUCGUCGAACAGCCGACCUCAACUUGGCAUGAUGAGGAGGUGAAAGCGGACUACGAGUCCAUUGACAGUAACGUCCUUUUCGCCAAGGAGGUGGGUGUGUCUGUGGACUACAGUCGACAAAUUGCGCUUGUGAACAAGAUCAUCCACGAGGAUAUUGGCUUUGGUGCAUUCCAAAUCAAGCUGACCCUUCUUGCUGGAUUCGGCUGGUUGGCAGAUAAUAUCUGGUUCGAGGUAUUGAGUAUGACGCUGACGCUCGUUAAAGAAGAAUGGAAUCUGGGAGAAAGGGAGCACUCCCCUAAGUGGGCAACCUUCUCUCUUUACUCUGGUCUCUUGAUAGGUUCCCUCGCAUGGGGCUUCCUAUCGGACGUCAUCGGCCGGCGUCCCUCCUGGAACCUUACCCUGUUUAUAUCUGCUGCUUUUGGUAUUGCCGUUGGCGCAGCGCCCAGCUUUCCUGUCAUGUGCGUGUUGCUCGGAUUGCUUGGUCUGGGUCUGGGCGGAAAUUUACCUGUCGAUGGUGCUAUGCUUAUUGAGUACAUUCCUGGCCCACAACAGUGGAUUCUCACGUUCUUGUCUCUCUUUUGGUGCAUUGGUCAGCUAUAUGCUGCUCUUAUUUCUUGGGCAUUUAUCACCAAUUACUACUGUGAAGACAAUAUCAACUGGAAGGGUAGUGAUAAUGAUAAGCCACCUUGCCUUAAAGCUGACAACUGGGGCUGGCGGUACUCUUGGUUCUUGCUGGGUGGUACAGUGAUGCUCAUGUUUAUCAUUCGCUUUCUGGUGUAUCCUGUACCUGAGUCGCCCAAGUUCUUGUUAGCAGCUGGUCGCGAGGAGGAGGCAUACGAGGUGCUUUUGUUUAUCGCUAAAGAAAACAAGAAGAAACUACAUCUUACCUUUGAACAGCUACGUGAUGCCAAAUUUAAGCCCAUUGCUUACGAUGCCACGAACACGGUCCAUGCAGUGGUAGAAUCUGAUUCACCCAAAGAAAACCCAAAGUCUCAAGUCCAGUAUGGAUCUAAAUAUACCAGAUGGAUGCAACGCAGCUGGAAUAUGAGUGGUUUGCGCCCAGAUAAUAUUCGACGCACACUUAAGCACAUCGACCGUUCACCCCUGUCAGCUUUGUUUGCGUCGCGGAAAAUGGCCCGGAACACGAUUUUUAUCACACUAUGUUGGGGAUUGAUUGGCCUUGCAUACCCACUGUACAAUUCGUUCAUUGCAACAUACCUAGCCCAGAUAAACGAUGCCUCGGAUGAUGCCGAGAGUCUGUCAAGGCAAUAUCGUGAUUUGGUGAUUAUGUCCGUAUGUGGUAUUCCCGGUAGUUUCGUCGCUGCUGCCGGAGUAGAAAUUCCACGCAUUGGACGCCGCGGUACCAUGGCGUUUUUUACCAUGCUUACAGGCUUGUUUCUGUUCUUGUUUACGACGGCAAAUAAUUCCUCGGCCAUUCUCGGUUGGAACUGCGCUGUAAACCUGACGCAAAAUGCCAUGUAUGCGGUACUUUAUGCUAUCACAUAUGAGGUUUUUCCAGCCCCCCAGCGUGGCACGGGCGAUGGCCUGUCUAUGAGUGUUCAACGUGUUUUCGGUAUUGUGGCUACGAUUGUGGCCGUCUAUGCCUCACAGAAUGGUUUCAAGCCACCCAUUUAUGUGUCCGCUUCUGCGUUUAUUGUCACUUCAGCUUUAAUGUUGCUGCUUCCUUACGAACCCCGGGGCACCACGGCCAUUUGA
Malassezia restricta is the source of this 1767-nucleotide messenger RNA. RefSeq names its product transporter. The transcript has a single exon. Lineage: Eukaryota; Fungi; Basidiomycota; Malasseziomycetes; Malasseziales; Malasseziaceae. Bases 1 to 1767 code for a protein of 588 amino acids. Gene Ontology annotation, molecular function: transmembrane transporter activity. Gene Ontology annotation, cellular component: membrane. Gene Ontology annotation, biological process: transmembrane transport. The record is from RefSeq and is a predicted model, not a curated record.